AUGGACGUUGAAGGAAUUUAUCGCAAGUCAGGAGGCGCAAAGCAAAUGCGAGAGAUUCAGCAGCUUUUCGAUCAAGGGCAAGUGCCCGACUUGACUAACGAGCACCUUUGGAACGAUAUCAAUGCUGUUACUAGUGUUUUGAAGCAGUAUUUUCGAGAACUACCAGAUCCACUUUUUACAUAUCAGUUUCAUAACGAGUUUAUCAGGUCCACUAACAUUAACGAUCCCACUGAACGCCUGCAGUAUAUCCGCUCGCUAAUUAAUGAGUCGCUUCCUCUCGAAAACCGCGAUACGAUACGGUACCUGAUGUGUCAUCUUCAUAGAGUACAAGAGAGGUGUGAUGUAAAUUACAUGAAUACGCGGAAUCUGGCUGUUGUAUUUGGUCCUACUCUACUACGAAAUCCAGAUGAAGCGAGCGAUCUGCUUGAGAUGAACCGCAAAAUCGAAACGAUCGAUUACCUUUUAAACCACUGCAACAAAAUCUUUGAUUGUUCCGAUGAUAAAAAAGAAGAGGGGGCCAAAGAUUAA
Molecule: messenger RNA, 528 nt
Organism: Zychaea mexicana
Lineage: Eukaryota; Fungi; Mucoromycota; Mucoromycetes; Mucorales; Lichtheimiaceae
Product: Rho GTPase activation protein
Exons: 3
Coding region: 1-528 (175 amino acids)
Biological process (GO): signal transduction; regulation of GTPase activity
Cellular component (GO): cytoplasm
Source: RefSeq, a predicted model, not a curated record